ACGUUGUGAACCUUCGUUUACACUGUGCGAAAGUGUAUUUAAACGAAGUGAAUUAGCGUCGUUGAUGUGUUUGUAUCAUUAACAAGUUUUGUAUGAACGAAACAGAUGCUUCUCCGAUUAUUAAAACUAUCGUAAGACAUAAAUGUAGUAGAUUUUUUGCAAGAAUACAUUUAUUUUGAUAUUGAGCUUAUAGUGGAAUACGUUUGAAGGCUACAGUGAGUGCAGAUACUGACUGAAAAUCUGCGCUGGUUACAAAAGUCAAGAAAUAUGGACCAGACAGCAUAUGUCAGUGGUACUACAUAUUGUGCCCAUAUGGGAACAUCAUAGGAAUAGUACCAGCUCAAAUUAUUCAUGAAGGUUCAUUUCAUGGCUCAUAUUGUCAGUUGACAGGUCAUGAACAUGGUGAGGCCAUCAAAGGUAUCCCAGCAGGUAGCACACGCUGUACCUGGUUUGCAUCUGAUGUGUUCUGUAACAAACCAACAGCCUCAUUCAGUUUCUGCAAACUCUGUGACAUCUGCCAAAGAUAAUAAGAGAAAUAACAUUGCAUGUUCUACUGAUCCUCUUUAUGGAACUAUUCUCAACAGCAGCAGUUCUGUUAACAGUGCCAUAGGAGACAGUGAUGUUGAACUUCCAUUAAUUAUGGCUAAUUUGAAGUUACGUGAUGUUGGAAGUGAAGUACCAGAUGCUGUAAUCCUGAAAAAUAUGGACUCUCAAAGAAGGAUCACCAGAAGCUGUUCAAAGCCAACUGAUUUUACUACACAGAACAGACGAUGCAGUUUGAAACCAGCCAAAAUGGAUGUGGCAGAUAUUGAGAGUUAUUAUUUGAAUAAGAAAUUUCAGAAACCACUUGUGAGACACCUGGAAACUAUAUAUGAGGAGCCAGUAAUUAAAAAAAAUGGUUCAUGUUGCAUUCUUGGGCCUAAGAAACCAAGAAAAAUAAUAUUUACGGGGAUAUCUAAAGCCAAAGAAAAGAAGAGGAAAGCAAAUAUUAAAAAAUUGAGUAGAAACUUUGCGUCUAGAAGGGCCAGUUUCUCAGCAGAUGAUUUUUUAAUGCAUUUAACUGGCAUAAUGUUGGAAGAUGUGAGCAAGACUGACAUGUGACCUUGAAAUAUUAGUAGCUGAAAUGUAAACAGGAAUAAAGUUCAAGAUCAAUUUAAGGAUUGAUUGAGAAGAAGCAGGGACCUGUGCAUGUAUCUCACAAAAAUAUGAACAACACUUAUCUCCUGUAGACCAAAGUGCUGCCAAAUUUCUCAUGUACCAAACUGUUUCAUCUACUGUUCAUAAGAGUUCCCUGAAGAAAGUGAAUAGACAGACUGCUGUUUGUAACAACAGACUUCAGAGGCAGAAAUCGUAGACGUGCGAUGAUUUGUUUGAAAAAUCCUUGAAGAUGACGUCAGUUUAAUCAGUGUCAGAAAUCAAUUUGUUAAAUGGCUUAAUGUUAAAAAAAACUUCUUGUGUGGUCUAGUGUUUCAGAACACCAUAAAUUUGAACACAUUAAAUUCUAGCUGAAUUUGCUGGGUAAAGGUCUGCUAAUAAUCCUAGUACUUGCGUAAUUGUAAUUGUAUUACAAUAAUAACGAGGAAUUUUUCAGAUGCCAUAAGCUGAAAUACAUUGAAAGUAACACCUAAAAUUAAAAUAUUGGUGUUGUACAUUACUGUACAAAUUAACUGGUUCUUCAAAUAUGUAUACAUUCACUAUUUUCACCAAUUUGGGAUUUCUUUGUUGAAAAAAUUAUUCAUUUUUCUUACAGAUCACCACUGUGUGAAUUUUAUGUUUGAGUUCUUUAACACAUGUUACAUACGCACCAAAAACUUCUUUAAAAUGGACAGUAAAUCAUGUGAAUCUAUGGUUUCCAAGGUAUUAGGCUGUUGUGUUAUGUCAUAACAUGCUCGAUCAUUAUUCUCAAGUACUCUUGAGCAUAUUAAUAAAACUAUCAGUUUGAGAAACAGAAAAGCUGCUGUGAAUGUUUAAAUUAAGGAUAUACAAAUUGAUUCAACAUAUUUGUCCAUAAAUUAUGUAUUUCAGUGCUCAGUUUUGUGUAUGUAAGGUUCUGUGGUAUCCUUCACUCUUCUGUCUAAAAGCACAAAAGGAAAAGUUGAUAGGUAGAAGUGUAGUAAUGCAGAAAACAUUCCUUAUUGUACAGAAGUGUAAUGGAGUGUUGGGCUUAAGAAAUUAGUGUUACAGUUGUUAAGUUACUUAUGUUCUUUAAAUGAGGUGUUGGAGAGAUUUACAGUUGGUGAAUGAGAUUCUGUGUCUCUAUGGAAUAUAAGUAUUUAUAUUAACAUUAAUUUUCCCAUAUAAUUUAAUUUUGAAUUUUUUGUCCUAAAUAUUCAGAAUUGUAUGUAAUCUUUUGUUUGGCAUUGAAAUUUUCUUGUGACACAUUAUAAGUAUAGUAAAACUAAAUUUUAGUAUAAUUUAUACUGGCAGAUGUUAUCCAACAGUGUAAUGCUGUGCACAUUUUUUUCGACAAUUCUGAAAGUAACAUAAUUAGGUACAUCUAGCAACGUAAAAAUUUUGGCAGGUUUAGGUGUACUUUGUGAUUUAACAGAAUCCUGUGUAAAACCCAAACCCAGUUAAGAAUGUCUGUAAGAAAGAAAAAAUGCAAACAUUUUAAAAAUCAUCAUUAUGUUUUCGCAUUUGUUUCAAUGUCCAUGCAUAUGGUGCACACACAAAUUUACAUAAGAAGGUACAAAUGAGAUGAAUAAUUGCAUUAAAAGUUAUAUAAUAUGUGUUUCCCCUCCUUCAUUUGAUUCAUUGUCCAUGUUCAUGUAAAUGAAAGAUCAUAUUUUAAAUGAUUCACAAAUAUUUGUACAAAUAAAAAUAGUUGGUCCACGAUAACAA
Schistocerca nitens (vagrant locust) is the source of this 2841-nucleotide messenger RNA. RefSeq lists its product as uncharacterized. Lineage: Eukaryota; Metazoa; Arthropoda; Insecta; Orthoptera; Acrididae. The transcript has 4 exons. The record is from RefSeq and is a predicted model, not a curated record. Bases 394 to 1101 code for a protein of 235 amino acids.